CACGGUUCUACUGUCAAUUUAGCUGAAAUUCGGCGCCUGUGUCUUUUUUAUGCUACCCCUAACAGACGCUCGAACGCUCAUCCUCUCUCUCUCCAUUCCACCAUAUGCAAACCGAGAAUCGUCCUUCUCACCCGCAGCUGCUGAAUCCUACGAUCUAUGUCGGUCAUUUUCCGGGAUACGUCUCCGACGCACAGGUCUCUAGCAUGUUCGAGUCCCAGGCGUACACAGGCUGGGUGAGAAUACGAUCUCGAGCCAGCAUGGGGAAUCAAGAAGGAUCGUUCCGUCUCCGGAUCGACUUCGCCAAUCUGUACGAUGCCGAAAAAGCGCUCGCCUCGAACCACACCCGUCAUAUCCCAGGGCUGAAAUCCCCCUUCUCGCUGCGGUGCUCGCUGACCCCGCUUUUCCGCGCGCUGAAGCUGCCCGUAAACGAUCUGACCGCCGCGCCGCGUCUCAUCAGCAUGCACACUCCGGGCAUGAAAAGCACAUUGUCGAAGAUGUUCGAUCUUCUGCGUGUGUAUGGACCGAUAUACACCAUCCGUAUCGAACGAGCUAUCGGACUGGCCUUGGUCCAGUUCUACACGGAGGAACAUGCUGUCGCAGCCAACGAGCAGGCCGGUCUGCCUCUGCAGGUGUACGAUCCGUGCAUAAUCUGUUGCACAAGCAACGGCGAGCAAUUGGAUGAAGAAGCCUUGGAGACUUUUCUGCUGCAGUAUGGUCCGAUCACCAAGGUUGAGACCGAGUGGGGGGACAGCACAUUUGUCACCUUUGGUAGUCCCGCUAAUGGCAAGUCCCAUCAGCCCAUAUCGUUGUUGUCCCUCAUUGCUCGGACAGCUCUCGCGGCUCUACGCAAGGUGCAUGGAACCAGCGUCGCAGGAAAAGAAAUCUCUGCGACAUAUCGCACCGUCAGGCACUCCCAUCCAGUGGCCGACGUGUCUGAUACCCAGCAGCAGCACCAGCCAGCUGCGAGUGGUUGUUCUUGCCCCUCUACGAUCGUUCUAGUCAAUCUCCGCGCUCACUAUGACGCUCAACUAGAAGCCGGGAUUAAGCAAGCCAAAAAACUGGCCACCCAGCACGAAGUCGAAGUCGAAAAACUUCGGCAAGAACUCCGUGAUACGCAGCGCGCGCUCAGUUUGGCCGAAUCGCGGCUGAAGCUAAUGGACAUAGAGCGCGAUCGGCCGCUCUGGGAAGCAGCGAAGAAAACGCGCGAAGGGAAGGCGCGCGCGGCUGCAGAAGCUGCCAAGGCCGAAGCCAUCGCCCGGGCAUGGAAGAUCGAAGAGAUGCGCCGCAAGAUGGCGGAGAUCGACGCGCAGGAGGCUGCGAGCCGAGCCGCCGAGGCGGACCGUCGCGAGUGCCUGCGGCAGCAGGCCGCUGCUGAGAAGCAACGCCGCGAGCAGGAUGAAGAACGUGAGCGCGAGCGGCAGCGCACAGAGGCAGCGCGCCAAGCACGUGAGGCUGAGGAGAAACGCCGUCGCUGGGAAGCAGCGACCUCAGACGAGGUCCUUCGAUGUCGGAAUCGCGACCGCAUCCGCUGGGGAGCAAAUAAUUGGACGCCCAGCCUCGCAUUGCAGAGGCUGCAGUUCCAAAUCGCCGAAUUCGAGUCCAUCAAGUUCUCGGAGGCGCAGCCUCUGACGUUCGAGGUCAUUCCCUGGCCGGUUCUGCGCAAUCCACGCCAGUUGGGCCUCGACGAUGUCUCUUGGAAAGCAGCGGAGGAUUUCUUCGCGUCGGCUAAGCGACUGCUAGCCCAUUCCGAAUGCACAUCGCUCGUCAUCAAGGUCCACCGGACGUUUCAUCCAGACAAAUGGCCGGGAAAGCUGCUGACUGUGUUUGAGGAUGGGCUCAGGACCCAGUUGAAGGACCAUGUGAAUAUUGUGGCGCAGGCGAUGACUCCCUUGUGGAUAACAUCCAAAGACUCUGGCUAG
Molecule: messenger RNA, 1919 nt
Organism: Mycena citricolor
Lineage: Eukaryota; Fungi; Basidiomycota; Agaricomycetes; Agaricales; Mycenaceae
Source: the annotation of a GenBank genome assembly